AUGACGACUUCUUCUCCCCCGCCUAGCAACUCCUCGAACGAGGGAGAAUCUGCUGAACGUCGAGAUUUCGAGUCCCAAAGAAUAUUCUCUUGCAAUUUCUGUAAGAGAGAGUUCUCGACUUCCCAAGCUCUCGGGGGCCACCAGAACGCGCAUAAACAAGAGCGUGCCUUGGCGAAACGGCGGCAAGGGUUGUUGGACACGGUGGCGCCGUACGUGAGCCCGCACUACCACCCUUACUACCACCCCUACUCGGCGUUUUCGUCGCAUUUGCCGUUCUAUAACUCUUUUGGGAAUCGAUCGUUGGGCGUAGUGCCCAAUUACUCGUCUGCUAUUCAUCGGCUGCCGUCUUCCUAUCAUCAUCCCUCGUUUUUGGUGGCGGAGAAUUCGAACUACUCUCGCUUCGGCGGCGAGAAGUGGUCGCCGACACCGAGAUCGCUGCUAACACGGCCGCCGGAGAGUGUUCAAGGAAAUAAUGGCGGCAGCGCUUUUGGGACGACAGGUUUCGUCGCAAAUUCGUUUAAACUGGAGAUCAAUAAGGGUCAACUUGGUUCUGUAAUUAAAGUUGACGAUAAUCAUACUUCUGCAGAUGAUUCAAAAAAUGAAGGUAAAAAUAAUUCUUUAUUGGGAGAUGAUGAGGAUAAGGGACAAGAUCAAGAUCAAAAUCAAGUUGAAGAAGAUGAUUCAGGGAUUGAUUUGAGUUUAAAGCUUUAA
Molecule: messenger RNA, 711 nt
Organism: Ipomoea nil (Japanese morning glory)
Lineage: Eukaryota; Viridiplantae; Streptophyta; Magnoliopsida; Solanales; Convolvulaceae
Product: zinc finger protein GIS-like
Exons: 1
Coding region: 1-711 (236 amino acids)
Biological process (GO): negative regulation of abscisic acid-activated signaling pathway
Source: RefSeq, a predicted model, not a curated record